Naegleria gruberi is the source of this 459-nucleotide messenger RNA. RefSeq lists its product as uncharacterized. Bases 1 to 459 code for a protein of 152 amino acids. The record is from RefSeq and is a predicted model, not a curated record. The transcript has a single exon. NCBI's taxonomy places the organism in Eukaryota, Heterolobosea, Eutetramitea, Acrasida, Naegleriidae.
AUGUCUUUCGCAGGUGAUGAUAGAUUUUCGGCCACCAAUUCUCUCCGAAGGGAAUACGAUUCACUUCUUGAACAUAAACAAUACUUGCUGAAAGAAAAUCAAGAUCUUAGAGAAUUUGAUAGACAAAUGAAUCAAAAAUUAACUUCUCAUCACGAAGUGUUGAGAAUGUUAACGACCAACAUCCAAAGUGUUAAAUUGGAAAUUCAAAAAUUGGAAGGUAUCAAGGCACAACUGUUAAAUGAGCAAUCUUCUAAACUUGUACAAGAUGCUGAAUCUGGCACUAGUGGGAAUACUAAUAAUUUGGAUAAUCGGCAAGAAUCAACAAAUAAUAAUAAUAAGGUAACACUGCAGGAAAUAUUAUUAACAUCAUACACCGAGGAAAUAUUAUCCUCCAUGGAUCAUAAGGAUAUUCUCCACAUCAUCCAAACACUACAACAAGCAACCAAUCAAACAAAGUAA